Molecule: messenger RNA, 1160 nt
Organism: Miscanthus lutarioriparius
Lineage: Eukaryota; Viridiplantae; Streptophyta; Magnoliopsida; Poales; Poaceae
Source: the annotation of a GenBank genome assembly
GGGGCGAUCAAGUGUCGGCAUCUCAAAUAACUAAUACAGUGUGGAAUUCAUUGAAAGGACUGGCCAGUUCUGGGACGUAUAUACCAAGGAAGGAGCCUCCACAAUUUGUUGCUCUUUCAGCCUAUGGUUAUCUUGAAGGUGGAAUUGGAUCUGGAUACAAGAAGCUCAUAGAAGAAAAGGUGCGAAUGGGUGAGACUUAUACUACUGAAGGCAUAGCUCUAAUUAAUUAUCUGGGACAUCUAUCCACAACAACAAGACUCUUCAAAUCGAUGCGGAGAGCACCCUUUGGUGUUCUGCGGUGCUUACUUGCGCUUCCAAGAGUUGCUCUUGAGGUUACUGAGAUCUUCAACUUUUCCCAAGAUGAUUUGUUAACUGAAGACAUGAUGAUACUUGACACACAUGGUGAGGUUUUCAUCUGGAUUGGUCAGUGCGUGGAAUCGAAAGAGAAACAGAAAGCAUUUGAUAUCGGCCAGAAAUACGUGGAGCAUGCAAAUUCUAUUGAAGAUCUUUCUCCAUAUGUACCACUAUAUAAAGUCAUGGAAGGGAAUGAGCCAUGCUUCUUCAAGACGUUCAUGGAAAUUCCUUCCAGAAGAAACUCUACGCUACUUUUCGGAUUGCGUUCUGAGGCACCUAGGAGCUCUGGUAAUGGUGGACCAACUCAGAGGGCAUCUGCAUUAGCAGCUCUAUCAUCCGCAUUCAAUCCAUCGGCUCAACAAAGGCUGAUGAAGUCCACUAUCGCUUUGCUGGCCUAUUUAUCACUUCAAAGUUUGACAACUUUGAUCAAUGCAGAUGUCGACAGGGUUGUCAUAACUCCAGCUGGGCCAUCUGGUCCAUCUUCUCCUCAGUCUGAAGCUGGGGAGUUCAACGUGUUUCACCAGGAAAAAGAUGUUGCAGUAGAUGGGGCACCAUCUGGCACAGAUGGAGCAGUGGCUGAGGCCCCGGUGGAAGAAACAACAGAGAAUGUUGGUGAAGCGACAUUUAGCUAUGACCGCUUGAUAUCCAAAUCUACAGAUCCAGUUCGUGGGAUAGAUUACAAACGUAGAGAGGCAUACUUAUCAGAUAAUGUACUCCAAGCAACAUGCAUGGCUGUCAUUUGUGUAGAGAACAUAGAGAACAUAGAUUUGUUAGUGUCUGGCUCAGGAGUUGUAAGGGCGUAUUAA